AUGGCAGCUGUGGCGAUGGGCCUUGGCCGUGGUGACAGGGUGGGUGUUGCAGAUGCAGAUGCAGGGCCGGCAGCUUUCGCGUUGAUCAAGGUUGUCCUUCUGGCCGUUGAGCCCAAGCUGGCGUUUGUUGCCGAUGCUGCUGUGAGCAACGCCCGAGACUGCUGGAUCUGCCGUUUGCCCGACGCUCGUGCUCGCCAACCUCUCAAUGGAGCCAGCACCGGAGCCGACGUCGCUACAGCCGUCGAUAUCGGCCUCGCCGCUGUUGCUCUUGAGGCCGUCGACCUUGCUCCAGAUCUCGUUUGUGCUGCUGUGUGCGAGGCGCCGCCGUCGUGA
Molecule: messenger RNA, 333 nt
Organism: Pochonia chlamydosporia 170
Lineage: Eukaryota; Fungi; Ascomycota; Sordariomycetes; Hypocreales; Clavicipitaceae
Exons: 1
Coding region: 1-333 (110 amino acids)
Source: RefSeq, a predicted model, not a curated record